Molecule: messenger RNA, 353 nt
Organism: Sinocyclocheilus grahami
Lineage: Eukaryota; Metazoa; Chordata; Actinopteri; Cypriniformes; Cyprinidae
Product: transmembrane protein 87B-like
Exons: 4
Coding region: 1-300 (99 amino acids)
Biological process (GO): retrograde transport, endosome to Golgi
Cellular component (GO): Golgi apparatus; membrane
Source: RefSeq, a predicted model, not a curated record
AUGAUUCAAGGUGCAGUGGUGUUUGCAGAGGUGCUUUCAGCUGUAAAAAGAACACUGGCUCGAGUGCUUGUCAUUAUUGCUAGCCUUGGAUAUGGCAUAGUCAAACCAAGGCUAGGAGCAUUACUGCAUAGGGUGGUGGGGAUUGGACUGCUCUACCUUAUCUUCUCCAUCAUAGAAGGUGUACUGAGAGUCAACACGGAGCACGGUGGUUCAAGCAGGCUGCUUUGUGACAUUGUUAUGGCCCUCAUUGAUUCUUGUAUUGUGUGGUGGAUAUCCUUUCACAAGUCGAUCAUCUGUUAAGACUGUGUGUUCAUUUUGUGCUGUUAUUACAGUGACUUCUGCAUGGUGUAGAU